AUGGACCUUGAGAAGGCCAGAGCUAUUCAGAGCAGGAUUGAUGAUUUCACCAAGGUCAUGUCUGAUUUACUUCUCACUGGAAGGGAAGCUGAAUUGGAAUUCACUCGGGAGGAGUUAAAUGUUGUUCCUACGCCGGAUAAGAGUUCUAAUUUGCCAAAACCAAUUGAAUUUUUGGGUGCUGGAGCAACUUCUUGCAUGCAAAGGUUUGUUAACAACCUAGGAGAGGGUGGUUGUAGCAUCAUUGUGGCUCUGGAGUCCCGUUAUAGUGAUCCCACCUUUUCUAAGCUCUUUGGCAAGGGAGUGCACAUUGAUCGCAUUCAUGGCUUGGCUGAUGCGCUAACAUAUGAGGCUUGUUGCUUGCAAAUUGUGCCUGAGUUAAGCAUCUGCAGCAUGAUACUUUAUUUGCAUGGGCAUGUACCCGGUUCUCAGAUUGCCCCGUAUUCUAUUCCAGAGCUAAGACUCUGGCCUCUUCCUUUUCAGCCUUCAGCUAGAAACUAUAACAGUUGUUCCCAUUAUUUCAUUUCAGGAUGA
Ilex paraguariensis (yerba mate) is the source of this 531-nucleotide messenger RNA. The record is from the annotation of a GenBank genome assembly. Lineage: Eukaryota; Viridiplantae; Streptophyta; Magnoliopsida; Aquifoliales; Aquifoliaceae.